GCGCGCGGGCAAUCAAUGGCGGGGAGCAGGCCGCAGAAGAUGCUCGCCCGAAACUUGACGGGCUUGAUGUGGAUCACUUACCUGCUGAUUGCGCGCCGCGCGAUCGACAGGAUCGCGGUCCCGCUGCCGACGCAGCCUCCGCAGGUGGAGGCGCAGCAACGCGCAGUUUCUUGCGGGGCGGAGCUUUUCCCGCGCAUUUGCUUCUCGAGCGUCAUCUCCCCGGAGUCGGGCGACCACCUGGCGCAGACGCAGCUCGUCGCCGACGACUUGUGCACCGAGCUCGACGAGGCCAAGAGGGAUAAGCGCGAGGAGCUUAGUCAGCUCGAGGUCGUCGAGCCCCGAUUGGCCGACGCCCAGCUCGACAUCUUCGACGUGAAGGACAAGCUGGACAAGCAGUACACUGAAAUGGCGAACCUCAACGUGGAGCUUGAGGCCAUGACG
Prorocentrum cordatum is the source of this 441-nucleotide messenger RNA. NCBI's taxonomy places the organism in Eukaryota, Dinophyceae, Prorocentrales, Prorocentraceae. The record is from the annotation of a GenBank genome assembly.